Molecule: messenger RNA, 807 nt
Organism: Leptosia nina
Lineage: Eukaryota; Metazoa; Arthropoda; Insecta; Lepidoptera; Pieridae
Source: the annotation of a GenBank genome assembly
AUGGGGUUCAACCCAGCUGUAACUGUGAGGAGGAUAGAUGUUUUGGUGCGAAUUUUAAAUGGGAGAAAAACACUUGUACAGCAAAACUUAGUGCGUGCUUGCUCUUAUGAAGGAAGGGUGACCAUCGGGAAUAUUAGCAAAGAGAUAAAGUCGCCAAAAAGGAUAGAAUACAUCCCUAGAAACUAUUUAACAAUAGAAAGUUCAGAGCUCAAAAAUUUGCCACAAAGUGCUCUCCGUAACUUAAGAUGGAUGAUGCAAAAAGAUCUACUUGGCCAGGACAUGUUUUUAUUAGGAAGACCUGGACCAAGCAGGCGAAAAGUAGCACUUCAGUAUUUAGAGCUAACACAGAGAGAAUUGGAGUAUGUUGCACUAUCAAGAGACACAACAGAAGCUGAUCUUAAACAAAGAAGAGAAAUACAGUCUUCUACAGCAAAGUACUUUGAUCAGAGUGCAGUAAGAGCAGCCAUAGAGGGACGGAUUCUUGUGAUAGAAGGUAUUGAAAAAGCUGAACGCAAUGUUUUGCCAGUGCUCAACAAUUUGCUGGAAAACAGAGAGAUGCAUUUGGAAGAUGGCAGAUUUUUAAUCCCAUCGUCGAGGUACGACAAAUUGCUUGAGGAGCAUGGUGCAGAGGAGGUAGCCAAGUGGCGUCUAGUUCGGGUUGAUGAGAACUUUCGAGUUAUUGCUCUAGGAUUGCCCGUGCCGAGGUACACUGGUCAGCCCCUGGACCCGCCUUUAAGAUCCAGGUUUCAAGCCAGGGAUGUUGCUACUGUUGGGUAUGGGGUAAGUAACGAAUUAUUAAAUGUUUAA